AGGCACGUUCCCCGCAUGCGAAUAAACUCCACCGAGUCCGCCCCGGGUUCAAGCUCCAUGACUUCAUGACAGCCCGGUUCGCUCGGAUCCUGGUCUAGGCUUCUUGGCAGGCCUUGCCAUAUCAAACACAAGCCCUCCGGUCUUCAGGUGACUCACUCGGUCAGCAGUGAUUGAACAUGGCCACCAAAACUAUCAUUGCGUUUGACCUGUACGGGACUCUCCUGUCUACUGAGUCAAUCGCCGGCGAGCUGGCCAAGUUGUUUGGCGAUGAAGCGGCCAAGUCUGUGGCGGCGCUCUGGCGGUGCUAUCAGCUUGAAUACACAUGGCGCAUCAACAGCAUGGGAAUAUACCGCUCAUUCAGCGAAAUCACUCGGGGAUCGCUGCAACACGCCGUCGCCGAGUCGGGGUUGAUGCUGUCAGCCGACGACGCGGACAAGUUGAUGAGGGCGUACGAUGCACUGCACGUCUUCCAUGAGGUUCCAGCUGCCCUGAAGACUAUCGAAGACUCUCCUUCAGUCGAGGCCUACGUCUUUUCUAACGGGACCCGACAAAUGAUCUCGGCGUCUGUAAAGACGUCCCCGGAUUUGGGCCCGUGCGCCUCCGUGUUUAAAGGGCUUCUAAGCGUUGAGGAUGUGCAAGCGUUUAAGCCGGAUAAGAGAACAUACGAGCACUUGCUCAGAGAGGUUGGGAAAGCCGAAAGGCCAGGCGACGUGUGGUUGGUGUCUUCCAACCCGUUUGAUGUCGUCGGGGCAGUCUCGGCAGGGCUGCGGUCGGCUUGGGUCGACAGGCAGGGUAAGGGGUGGAUGGACCGCCUUGGAGAUGUUGUCGGGACUAGAAACUUGAAACCCACAUUGGUAGUUGACGAUGUCGGGAGCGCUGUGCAAAAAAUUAUGCGUGCUGUCUCAUGAGGAACGUCUUCGGUAUCGAAUCUAUCGAUAAGGUCGAGCCAAGCAAAAGGCUCAGGACCCACAUGCACCCCGGUACAUAGCAGUUGUUUAAUUAUUAAGAACCCAAGGUACACGAUUCAGCUGGGGCAU
Canariomyces notabilis is the source of this 1037-nucleotide messenger RNA. Its product is annotated as haloacid dehalogenase. Bases 177 to 908 code for a protein of 243 amino acids. The record is from RefSeq and is a predicted model, not a curated record. Gene Ontology annotation, molecular function: hydrolase activity, acting on halide bonds, in C-halide compounds. Lineage: Eukaryota; Fungi; Ascomycota; Sordariomycetes; Sordariales; Chaetomiaceae. The transcript has 2 exons.